Messenger RNA from Chelonoidis abingdonii (Abingdon island giant tortoise), 630 nucleotides. NCBI's taxonomy places the organism in Eukaryota, Metazoa, Chordata, Testudines, Testudinidae. The record is from RefSeq and is a predicted model, not a curated record.
AUGGCGCGGCAGCUGAACAUGGACACACUGCAGCAGGACUUCUGGAAGGAGGAGUAUCUCAAGGAGCUGAUGCUCCGCUUCCGCUGGCACCAGCGCUAUGGGGCAUCCGUCAAGGCCAGGCAGGAGCAGCUGCGCCAGCGGCGGCAGGCCACCAAGGAGCCACUCAAGCUGCCCAUCCUCCCGUCUCCGGCACCCGUGCCCCCGGCCGAGCAGCCACCCGAGGAGCCCGCUGGGGCCGCCGGGGGCAUCCAGGAGGGGGAGAUGAAGCCCGUGGCGCCGGAGGUGCGGCAGCUGCUGUACCAGGGCAUCUCCCAGGACGGCGAGGGCCGGCGGCGCUACCUGACCCGCCGCACGGCCUGCGCGCCUGAGGAGAAGUACUACACCCCCGUCACCACCAACUUCGUCUACGGCUGGCAGAUGGGUGAGCCAGGGCGGCGGGCGCUGGGGGGCAAAGCCCUGCCCGUGGCUCAAGUCUGUGCCCACGAGGCCAUCUCGCCCCAUAGCCUGGGACCACACUGGUGGAAAGUCACCAAAGUCUACGUGCCCCCAUCACCCAAGUGCCGCAUUGAGAGCUUCUUCCGCAAGAACGGGGCCUUCUCACUGCUGGACCCGCGCGACGUGGCCAUGUGA